This is a messenger RNA of Pangasianodon hypophthalmus (striped catfish), 1705 nucleotides long. It is a transcript of the gene atpaf2, whose product is annotated as ATP synthase mitochondrial F1 complex assembly factor 2. The record is from RefSeq and is a predicted model, not a curated record. NCBI's taxonomy places the organism in Eukaryota, Metazoa, Chordata, Actinopteri, Siluriformes, Pangasiidae. The coding region runs from base 179 to 1054 and encodes 291 amino acids. Gene Ontology annotation, cellular component: mitochondrion. Gene Ontology annotation, biological process: mitochondrial proton-transporting ATP synthase complex assembly. The transcript is spliced from 8 exons.
UUGCUUCACACAUGAGGGGAAGGUCAAUGUGGAGGUUUUAAACUGGUGUUGUGAGCUUUUGGAGCUAACUGUGUGCUAAAAUAUUUGUAUGUGCUUUAGAGCUUUAGAGCGUUUAUGGCUAAUACUCAGUGUUAGCGUUUAAUUCACUGCAGGAGUCGUUCAGGUUGGUCAAGCAGCGAUGUUACAGAGUUUGUGUAAAUUUCACCGGAGGCUCGCUGGAGCUCUUCUGCCUUUCGCUGCUCGUCCAUUAGCAUUAGAAGCGCUCAGUUCAUCAGCGCACGUGCAGAGAGCAAACUACGGAAGUGCUACAGCAGAGCGCAGGAAGUUCUACCAGGAUGUCAGUAUCUCUCAAGGUGAAGGUGGUCUGUUUGAGAUAAACUUGGACAGGAGAAAGCUAAAAACUCCGGGAGGAAAACUUUUCACUGUGCCCAAUGAAGCCCUGGCCAUCGCUGUUGCUACCGAAUGGGACGCUCAGAAGGACACACUCAAGUUCUACACCAUGCAUCUAACCACUCUGUGUAAUACAGCCCUUGAUAACCCAACACAGCGCAGCAAGGACCAAAUGAUCUCUGCUGCCCUGAAAUUUCUGGAGACUGACACAAUCUGUUACAGAGUAGAAGACCCUCCAGGACUUGUCGAAUUACAGAAGAAUGAAUGGGACCCUGUUAUGGAUUGGAUUGAAAAAAGGUACAAUGUUGUCAUCGGGUCAUCCUCUAGUAUAAUGGGCCCGCAAAUCCCAGAGGAGACCAAGGAGACAUUUCGCCAGCACCUUAGCUCUUAUAAUUUGUGGUCUCUGACAGGGCUCGAGUAUGUGAUCUCACAACUGAAGUCAUUGAUUCUGUCCUUUGGGCUGAUUGACAGACAUUUAACUGUGGAACAUGCAGUUCUGCUGUCUCGUCUAGAGGAGGAAUACCAGAUCCAGCGUUGGGGAAACGUCGAGUGGGCCCAUGACUAUGAUAUGUAUGAGCUGCGGUCUCGUACAGCAGCAGGUGCCCUGUUUGUGCAUCUGUCAUCUGAAAGUUCCACAGUGAAGAAAAAACUGCUUCGGGACUGAUCUGACCUGUGUACACGAGACAAUACUAUAAGUGGAGAAGAUGGAUUUUAUCACUGCCAUAUAAUUAUGGUCAUGGAAACAGAAUUUUGUGUAAUGAUAUGUCUGUAAUUGUGACAUCGCCACACUUUAGACUUUAAAAGUCUAAAGCCUUUAACCGAUUUCUCUGUAAUGUGUUUGUGAAUACAUCUGUAAGAGUGUUAGAAUGUUUUACAUUAUUUUCUGUGGGAAUAUAGGGUAGUGUUGCCACCUCAUAGCUUCAGGAUCCUUGGUUUGAUUCUGAACUUGGGUUACUGUCUAUGCAGAGUAUCACAUGUUUUCCCCAUGUUCGUAUGGGUUUCCUCCAAGUUUUCAGGUUUUCUCCCACCUCCCAAGAACAUACCAAUAGGUGGAUCGGCUACUCUAAAUUGCCCCUAGGUGUAUGUAUGUGUGUGCAUAGAGCCCUGUGAUAGACUGGCUUCCCAGCUAGGGUUCAUUCCUGACUCUUGCCCAGGAUAGUCUCAAGAUCCAGCUUGACCCUUACCUGGAUAAAGUGCUUACUAAAAAUGAAUGAAUGAAUGAAUGAAUGGUGUUAUUAUAUGUUAACAGUUACAAGUACUGUAUGUUCUAAUAAUAUUGCUGUGAAACAUUAAAUAUACAGUGGUUGUGACUGAA